AGAAGGUCAAAGGUCAUGUUUGUGUUGUCUUUGUUGGGAACUCGGUCAGAUCUACUCUUCCCACUUCCCCGAGUCCUUUUUAAACUCUCCCCCGGGUCUCUACCCUCCCGAACCUCUCCCCUUUACCCUCACAACCCCAUCCCUCCCCCUGGCUCCUGUGGGCGCACAUCUCAGAUCCAAGUUGGUGAUUUAAGCAUCAGACUGCAGGCAUACAGCUAAAUAACAGUUGCGGUCAUGGACUCCGGUGUGAUUGAAAGUGGACUGAAUGUUACCCUGACCAUAAGACUUCUCAUGCAUGGGAAGGAAGUGGGGAGCAUAAUUGGAAAGAAAGGGGAAACUGUAAAGAAGAUGAGAGAAGAGAGUGGGGCUCGUAUCAAUAUAUCAGAGGGAAAUUGUCCCGAGAGGAUUACAACACUGGUAGGCCCAACAACAGCCAUUUUCAAAGCUUUCUCCAUGAUUAUUGAAAAGCUGGAAGAGGAUAUAAGUAGCUCAAUGACAAAUAGCACAGCCACGACCAAACCACCUGUAACACUGCGCAUUGUGGUCCCUGCCAGCCAGUGUGGGUCUCUAAUAGGUAAAGGAGGCUGCAAGAUAAAGGAAAUAAGAGAGUCAACUGGAGCUCAGGUACAAGUUGCAGGGGACAUGCUUCCAAACUCCACAGAGCGUGCCAUCACAAUAGCUGGCACUCCCCAAUCUAUAAUUGAGUGUGUGAAGCAGAUCUGUGUGGUCAUGCUUGAGUCUCCACCAAAGGGGGUUACCAUUCCUUAUCGACCAAAGCUUUCAGGAUCCCCAGUCAUCUUUGCGGGUGGACAGGCAUAUGCUGUCCAAGGACAACACGCAAUUCCACAGCCAGAUUCUUCCUCUGCUGCUAUCUCUCCACAGCUCACCAAGCUUCAUCAACUUGCUAUGCAGCAGAAUCCAUUCCCCAUUGCAACAAACACUACGGGAUUUACUGGAAUAGAUGCUUCUCAAAACACGACCCAUGAGAUGACCAUUCCAAAUGACCUCAUUGGAUGCAUAAUCGGUCGCCAGGGCGCUAAAAUCAAUGAAAUUCGGCAAACAUCAGGUGCCCAGAUUAAGAUUGCAAAUCCAGUGGAUGGUUCAACAGAUCGUCAGGUCACCAUUACUGGCAUCCCAGCGAGCAUAAGUCUGGCAAAGUACCUCAUUAACGCCAGUGUAGAGUCCUCUAAACCUCCUCCCUCCUCCUCCUCCUCCUUGAACCCUGAACAGACCACCUCUGCUACUACUACCACCACCACUACUACCACCACCUCCUCCUCUGCCGCUAGCUCCACCUUGUCCUCUUCCUCCUGUGUGGUGCCCCCUUCAGCCUCCAUACCUCUAUCCUCCUCUUCCUCCACUGACUCCCUGCUCCCCAGCUCUCCUGCCUGUGUGUCAAGUCUCCUCAGUCUCAAGCCCCUUCCUCUCCUGGCCCUCCAUGUUGUCAGCGGCAACAGUAACCCCACGCACCCCGCUCCCUCUGAACCCAAAAUGACCCCCGAGCUGAGUUCUAAGUCCAAAAGACGAAGGCUGUCCCCUUAUUAAUGAUGGAAGUAUAAGUCAUCUACUGUAGGACUGACAGUGCUUUUUAGUUGUCUGCACCAGCUCUGGCUUAAGUUACAGGCUGUGCCACGUGACGCACACUACACACACAACCACACGACGCACACGACCACACGAUGCACACAAGCCUCACUCAGCCAUAGCAGUUGAUGCCUCAUUAAAUUAGAUGUAGCUUAACCUAGCCUGUGUUUAAUCUGUAUACAUUUUUCAGUUACACGUUUAGUUUUGCAUGGUUAAAUUGACUUGUUUUACUGAAUUUACCAUUUAUAUUCGUGCAGCUCUGCUCAGGUAGCGGCUCUUUUAAGAUGUCAUAUUAUAUUUUUGUGAGAGGGGAAAAUAAUCACGUUAACUAAACCUAUAUUAUGUCGUUGAUUUAAAAUGUAGAUGUAAUCUGCCCUCAGGUACUAAAGCACCGAUCACCUUCAGAUUUUAAAAAACGAAAAUAGUCCUCGAUGAUGCAUUACUUACGCGCUUAUCACCCUUUUUAUUUUAUGUACAAACAAGUAUCCAAAACAUAAUUAACACAUAACUCCUAUUGCUUAGUUAGGAAGUCUCUGUUCUUUGUAUUUCAUUGCAUGCCCCAGUGUACAUCAGGCAAGUCCUCCACCGGUUUACAAUUGUUUGGACGAGUUUAGAGUUUCUAUUGAAUAGCAGUUGUUGUGUAGUAAAAGUAUUUGACAUCGAUAAUGUCUCUCUGAUUGCAUGCCUUAUUCUCUCUCCCUCCUUGGUCUCACUUUUGUCUCUAGGCUUUCCUCUGAGGCCACAGGACUGGCAACCAACUGAUAAGACACCGUAUCUGCACUAAAUCUCACUUUUAUACUAUUGGUUAUUGUAGAGCAGUCAAUGCAACUAUUCAAAUUAAGUCUAUUAUAUCAUAGCAUCUCUUCCUUUUUUAAUCAUGUCAACUGCCACUGAACUAUUUGCAUUUUCUAUUUAUUUAGUUGGAUUUCAAUGUACAACUCAAAACACAAUUGGUGUUCUCAGUUUGAGAUCGCCGUUGUUUUUUAUUUAAAUAGCUUUUCUAUUUCUGAAUGAAUAGUUUGUGAUCUCAGUAGGCUUUUAGAUAUUUUCUGUACAUUGUUUUUUUUCUUUUAAGACAAAAAAAAUCACUAUAUAAAAAGAAAUUUGUUGUUUUCUGGCUUCAGAAUCAGUGAUCAGGUCUGUGUUCAUACUCUGAUCUGGACUUUUCUUUUGUCACAUCAGUCUUAGUGCUUGUAUGAUAGAUUUCACUCGUGUCACGGAGAAAAUGUUUGUUGUACAUGCACUGUCACUGGUUCUAUUUAGUUAUGGGCAAAUGUUACUAUAAUAUGUAUACAGAUCAUUUAAAUCUAACACUCACUAUAAAAUGUCAUUAUGGAUCAUUUAAAAUGUUUAUUGCGCCGCAUGUCACACGUGCUCUAUGUCAUUCCUCUCUUCAUCUUGAUCAUGUGAUUAUGUUUUGCUUGGAAGGGAGGGUCUGGGGCCUGGCUCUGGGAUUUAGACGCAGAGGGGUUCUCCUCACUUUUUUGUAAAGACUGAUGUAUACUAAAAUGUUGAAAUAUUUGUUUUAAAUGGAGGAAAUAUUUUUUUUAAGUACCAAGGAGAGUUUCUCCUAGACACUGACUGAUCCGGCUCUUCUGCAAUGUAGCUGAGGUCAUAAAUGCUCUGGAAGAAGACAGUAAGAGUUGAGCCAACACUGGCUCCUGGUCUGUGCUUUGCUAAACUCAAAACUAUUGUGUGUUUUAUUUACAGGAAAGCACGACGGUGCACGUUUUUUGAGACUGUAGAUUUGGUUGCCACAGCAUUGUUUAAAAAAAUACAGAAAUAAAGACAUGAAAUGCUCAAACCAAA
This is a messenger RNA of Periophthalmus magnuspinnatus, 3393 nucleotides long. Its product is annotated as poly(rC)-binding protein 2-like. The transcript has 13 exons. The record is from RefSeq and is a predicted model, not a curated record. Lineage: Eukaryota; Metazoa; Chordata; Actinopteri; Gobiiformes; Gobiidae. The coding region runs from base 235 to 1545 and encodes 436 amino acids. Gene Ontology annotation, molecular function: mRNA binding; single-stranded DNA binding. Gene Ontology annotation, biological process: regulation of gene expression; regulation of RNA metabolic process. Gene Ontology annotation, cellular component: nucleoplasm; cytoplasm; nucleus.